Molecule: messenger RNA, 1705 nt
Organism: Vitrella brassicaformis
Lineage: Eukaryota; Vitrellaceae
Source: the annotation of a GenBank genome assembly
GCAGAAAGAACGAGAGACAGUCAGUGACAAGACGGGACGGACGAGUCGGAAAGACGCCGGCACAGAACUGCAUGCGACCUUUUAGUCAACCACACAUCCACACCACGUUCAGAAAUCAGCCAUGAAUCCGAACACACACAGACAGGUGUAUACACCUGCAUACCGAAGCCAUUGCGAUCGAGGCCCGACAGAUCCAACAAGUCUCUUAAAACGUGGCAGCCGUCGAUCUGCAUGGCAUACACACAAACACAUCCACACGAAACAGCGCGGGAAGCGCACUACAGACGCAAGGGCCUCACCUCGCCAUACAAACGCAACAACGGUACAAUCAUCGACAUUGACAAGACUAUACGUGGCCUUAUCUGAGUCUCGUGUUCCCGGGUGUGUACGUCUUGAUGAUCAGCUGUUCCGUCUUGCCAGGCGUCGAUCCACGCCGCUUGGGGGCGUCAGCACGGCACCUGUCCUCCACCUCUCUCUCCCUCGCCGACCUCUGCCCGGCCCCUCUCUCCCGCGCUGCGUGUCUCGCGUCUUCCACCGCCCUCUCUAUCCGUCUCUGCUCGUCCCAGGGGCCGAGACGCCUUCUCAACGACUCAAGACGGAUUGAGGAGGUGAGCCUCUCCGAAUGAGCCGAUGUGCGUCGGAUGGCAUCUUGCCAAGCGUCAAGCCCCCAUCGGGAGAGAGAGACCCUCUGCUUGUCUCGGGAUGAGACCUCCACCGGGAGGCCGAGCCUCGUGCGGACGUGGGGGGAGGUCGGCUGGUAGCUCUGCUCGUUGAGGCAGACGGGAAGGGCGGAGUCGUCGGCACGGUCGACUCGCUUGACAUACAUGCCCAUUCGGCUCCUUCGCCUUCUCGACCUCUCCCUUUCGCUGCGGAGGCUCUCUGCCACCGAUCGAGCGGUCGAUGGCCGGCCGCUUCGAGACAUGUUGUCAUGGAGCUGUGCAGCCAGCUGGUCGAGGGACGCUUCGUCUUGAGGAACCCAGACAUGGGCAUGCAGCGAAUGCCUCCGGCUGGUCCGCCCAGGCACUAGGCCCUCACUGACGGCCACGCUGCGCUGCGAGGGAGACAGCAGCAGCGUUCUCGAUGGCACGGAUGACAUGGCACCGGAGGCGCACGAUUGGGCCAUGUGUGAGAGGGAAGAGGAGGGCCGGGAAUCGGUGGCUUGAGGGCGGACGAACAGCAGCGUCUUGGACGACGCUGUGUGAGCUGUCGACGGGCGUGUCGUGCUUCUGGAGUGGCUCAUCAGACGCACGGCUUCACCUCUGGCCACGGGGCUCAGCAUGUCGACGCGCGCUACAUCGAACAAACGCAGACACCGGGCCUUCUUGACGCUGAAAAGAGAGGACCAAACAGAACAUGGAACAAGCAAACGCUUCCCACCCUCCCCAUCUGUCUCCCCACCUGCAAAGGAUGUUGUCUUUUCCCAGCUCUCUCCUGAACACACUCCUCCUCUCCACCCUCUCCCUCUGAGUCAUCCGGGGCCCAGUGGACGCACCAGAAAACGACGAUGCCGACGAGCAUCUGCUGUGAGAGGCAGGCGCAUAGCUCCGCAAUGUAGCCGCCGAGGCGGGCCGGCUGAGUGACGGCGUCUCCUUUUUUGGCUGACUCGGAGUGGGGGUGAGGUUGAAGCUGAUUCUCUUGUCCCCCUUGCUGGAGGAGGAGAGGGGAACGGUCGCCAUUGGAUGAGAUCCCGUUCUUUCGGGUUCGG